Sitodiplosis mosellana (orange wheat blossom midge) is the source of this 4771-nucleotide messenger RNA. RefSeq names its product cytoplasmic FMR1-interacting protein (gene Sra-1). Gene Ontology annotation, molecular function: RNA 7-methylguanosine cap binding; small GTPase binding. The transcript is spliced from 10 exons. The record is from RefSeq and is a predicted model, not a curated record. Gene Ontology annotation, cellular component: synapse; SCAR complex; neuron projection. NCBI's taxonomy places the organism in Eukaryota, Metazoa, Arthropoda, Insecta, Diptera, Cecidomyiidae. Gene Ontology annotation, biological process: cell projection assembly; regulation of actin filament polymerization; cell morphogenesis. Bases 681 to 4544 code for a protein of 1287 amino acids.
AUACUCAUACAGAAAAUGUCUCAUCCAUUUGUUGUUGUACGUGGGUCUCUAGUUGUGUCAACAAUAAAUUAGUUUUUAUAUCAUUCAUGGGUGUGUAAUCAAAGAUUCUAUGUUUCGCACAAAAACAUUUUCAAAUCGAAUUGUAAAUUGUGGAAAAGUGGUGCAAAACAAACUAUAAGAAAUCGCUCAUAAAUUGUGCGUCGAGCCGGAAGUAAGUGUACUUGAUGUGAUUCAUUUGGGAAUGAAAAGAUUUUUUUUUUUGAGUGAUUAAAACAUAUAGCGACAUUUUUUUUUUCGUGUGUGCAAUGUGUAUAUAUGGAGAUUCACCCGCAUCGCUUUCCGUCAUACAUUUUGAUAGCUUUCAAUUGAAACCAAUUGGCAUUGGUUGCUAUCGCUACACCGAGAUGUUUUGAGAUAAAUCUAUAUUUAUUUAGUUUUCAAAUUGGUGAUGCGAAAAUGUGUGAAGCAUAAAAAUGAAAUCAGUGUUGUUCACACUCUAGUAGUUUUUGUGCAAAGCCGCUACUGUGGUGCAUCUGAUGUGUGGCGAGAAUAAACUCAAUUGGCCGUCACACCUAAUGCGCUUCUGAUGUGCAUCGGAAAUCCAUUUGCAUUCAUCUUAUUUGGUUGUGCAUACAGAUAUAGUGACACAGUUUGUGCAUAGAUGUGGAAAUUUUGUCAGAAUGACAGAGAAAAUCACACUUUCGGAUGCAUUAUCAAAUGUUGAGGUAUUGGACGAGUUGCCAUUACCCGACGAACAGCCAUGCAUUGAAGCACAACCAUGUUCGGCCGUUUAUCGUGCCAAUUUCGAUACAAAUUUCGAAGAUCGCAAUGGUUUUGUCACCGGUAUUGCCAAAUACAUCGAAGAAGCCACGACACAUGCUCAACUAAAUGAGUUACUGGACGAGGGUCAAAAGCAUGCUGUUAUGCUGUACACUUGGAGAUGUUGUUCACGGGCCAUUCCACAACCAAAGUCAAACGAACAACCGAAUCGUGUUGAAAUUUACGAGAAAACUGUCGAAGUUCUCGCACCAGAGGUCAACAAACUGUUGAAUUUCAUGUACUUCCAGCGUAAAGCCAUUGAGGCAUUUUCCGGUGAGGUGAAACGUUUGUGUCACACAGAAAAGCGAAAAGAUUUUGUGUCGGAGGCCUAUCUUCUCACCUUGGGAAAGUUCAUCAAUAUGUUUGCCGUGUUGGACGAAUUGAAGAACAUGAAAUCAAGUGUGAAGAAUGAUUACAGUACGUAUCGUCGAGCGGCUCAAUUUUUGAAAGUUAUGUCAGACACGCACACCCUGCAGGAAUCACAGAAUCUAUCCAUGUUUUUGGCCACACAGAACAAAAUUCGUGACACGGUCAAAGAUACACUCGAAAAAAUUCCGGGCUACGAAGACCUCUUGUCGGAUGUGGUGAACAUUUGCGUGCACAUGUUCGAAACAAAGAUGUACAUAACGCCCGAAGAGAAGCAUAUGCUGGUGAAAGUAAUGGGUUUCGGUUUGUUCUUGAUGGAUAGCGAUAUGUGCAAUAUCAAUAAGUUGGACCAAAAGAAAAAAUUGCGAUUGGAUCGCAUCGAUCGUAUUUUCAAGAAUUUGGAAGUGGUUCCGUUGUUUGGCGACAUGCAAAUUGCGCCAUUCAAUUACAUCAAGCGAAGCAAGCAUUUCGAUCCAAGUAAAUGGCCGUUGUCAAGCUCAACUGCAAUCAGCCCGCAAGCUGAUUUGAUGGUUCAUCUGCCACAGAUUCGAGACGAUCACGUCAAAUACAUCUCUGAAUUGGCUCGUUACACAAACGAGGUGACGACCACUGUCAAAGACAACCCGACCGAUGGAGAGAAUCGAAUAACCGGUGAUUUGGCAUUGCGUGGCCUGCAAUUGCUGUCCGAAUGGAGCAGUGUUGUAACGGAAUUAUACUCAUGGAAACUGUUGCAUCCAACCGAUCAUCACCAGAAUAAAGAUUGCCCGGUCGAAGCCGAAGAAUAUGAACGGGCCACUCGCUACAAUUACACCGAGGAGGAAAAGUUCGCUUUGAUCGAAGUCAUUGCAAUGAUCAAGGGAUUGCAAGUGCUUAUGGCACGCAUUGAAACGGUACUGUGUGAAGCGAUCAGACGAAGCAUUUAUGCGGAACUACAAGAUUUUGUGCAGCUCACAUUGCGCGAACCAUUCCGGAAGGCAAUUAAAAAUAAAAAAGAUUUGAUUCGCAGUAUUUUGAUGUCGGUGCGGGAAUCGUGUGCUGAUUGGCAAAAGGGAUGCGAACCAUCCGAUGAUCCAAUUUUGAAAGGUAAAAAAGAUCCAGACGGUGGAUUUAAAAUCAAUGUGCCACGCUUGAAUGUUGGCCCAUCGUCAACGCAAUUGUAUAUGGUGCGAACGAUGCUCGAGUCGCUGAUUGCCGACAAAUCGGGCGGCAAGCGAACGCUGCGCAAAGACAUUGAUGGUGCCUGCCUGGUGCAAAUCGACAACUUCCACAAGACUUCCUUCUUCUGGAACUACUUGCUCAAUUUCAGUGAAACAUUGCAAAAAUGUUGCGACCUGUCACAGCUGUGGUAUCGUGAGUUUUAUCUUGAAAUGACCAUGGGCCGCAAAGUCAACAAAUGUACCGUUCGUCAUCAGCACAAUGAGGAGUGCAGCGAUCUGAUUACAAUGGAGAAACGCAUUCAAUUCCCGAUCGAAAUGUCGAUGCCGUGGAUUUUAACCGAUCACAUUCUGCGCACAAAGGAACCAUCGAUGAUGGAAUUCGUUUUAUAUCCAUUGGACUUGUACAAUGAUUCGGCACAUUAUGCGCUUACCGUUUUUCGUAAACAAUUUUUAUACGACGAAGUUGAAGCCGAAGUCAACUUAUGCUUCGAUCAAUUUGUAUUCAAAUUGAGCGAACAAAUCUUUUCGCACUAUAAACAAUUGGCCGGCAGCAUUUUCUUGGACAAACGAUUCCGCGUUGAGUGCGAAGUGCUAGGCUUCAAUUUCCAAUCGUAUCCGCGUAACAAUCGAUAUGAAACUUUACUCAAACAACGACACGUUCAAUUGCUCGGUCGAUCGAUUGAUUUGAAUAAAUUAAUCACACAACGAAUUAACGCGGAUAUGCAGAAAAGCUUGGAACUUGCCAUUAGCCGCUUUGAAUCAUCCGAUAUUUCUGGCGUUGUGGAACUGGAAGGCCUAAUUCAAGUGAAUCGCAUCUGUCACAAAUUGCUCAGCAAAUGGUUAGCUCUGGACGAUUUCGAGAGUAUGCUCAAGGAAUCCAAUCAUAAUGUGUUAGCUCCGUACGGAAGAAUCACAUUGCAUGUAUUUGUUGAGCUCAACUAUGAUUUUCUGUCGAAUUAUUGCUAUAAUGCAGCAACGAAUAGAUUCGUUCGAAGCAAAGUGCAAAUUUCAUUUGCACAGGCAAUGCAACGCGAUAAGCCACUGCAAAUGGCACAUCACUAUCUGUGGGGCUCAAAACAAUUGAAUGCCGCUUACUCAGCACAAUACGGCCAAUACACUGGAUUCGUUGGUUCACCACACUUCCAUGCGAUGUGCCGAUUGCUUGGCUAUCAAGGCAUUGCCGUGGUUAUUGAAAUCAUACUGAAAGACAUCGUUAAGCCACUCAUUCAAGGAAAUUUGCUUCAAUUCACAAAAACUCUGAUGUCAGCUAUGCCAAAGUCAUGCAAGUUGCCGCGAUGUGAUUAUGGAUCACCUGGCGUAUUGAGUUACUACCAAGCACAUUUGGUGGACAUAGUGCAAUAUCCGGAUGCAAGAACCGAACUCUUUCAAUUGUUCCGUGAGUUUGGUAACAGCAUCAUUUUCUGUUUGCUGAUUGAACAGGCAUUGUCACAAGAAGAAGUGUGUGAUUUGUUGCACGCAGCUCCAUUUCAGAAUAUUUUGCCCCGACCAUUCUGCAAAGAGGGUGAAAAACCAGAAGCAAAACAAAAGAGGCUAGAAGCCAAAUACACAGCAUUGCAAAUCGUUCCGAAUGUGGAAAAAUUCGGAACGGCCAAACAGGCACGAAUUGCACGCGAAGGUGAUUUGCUGACCAGAGAACGGCUAUGCUGCGGUUUGAGCAUAUUCGAAGUAAUUUUGGGUCGGAUCAAGGGCUAUCUAGACGAUCCAGUUUGGAUGGGACCAUUGCCAAUCAACGGAGUCAUGCACAUUGACGAAUGUUCAGAGUUUCAUCGAUUGUGGUCGGCACUUCAAUUUGUCUAUUGCAUUCCAGUUGGUGCUGGUGAAUAUACAGUCGAAGAGCUGUUCGGCGAAGGUCUUCACUGGGCUGGUUGUGCAAUGAUUGUAUUGCUGGGGCAGCAGCGUAAAUUCGAAGCAUUGGAUUUCUGUUAUCACAUUUUGAGAGUUCAGCGUGUUGAUGGCAAAGAUGACACAGUCAAAGGCAUCAAUCUGAAACGUAUGGUCGAUCGUAUACGACGUUUCCAAGUGUUGAACUCACAAGUAUUCGCCAUAUUCAAUAAAUAUUUGAAGAGCAACGACGGCGAAGGUUCAAAUGUUGAACAUGUUAGAUGCUUUCCACCACCACCGCAUCCAACGAUGAUGACUUCACAUUAUCAUGAUCCAAAUAAGCUGCGUCCACAAAAUUAAUGACAGACAAACAGCAACCAAUGUUAAGCAUAUUUAAUUGAAAGACUCACAAAUAUUAUUAGUAGCAUUUAUUAUUAACACAAAAAAACAACAUCAGCAACAAGAGAAAUUACAUGUCAACUUCGAAAUUCGAAAUAUGAAAAGCGAAUACGAUAGUUUACAUGAUGUUUAUUAUGCAUUGAUUGGUAAACUUUCUAUAUAUGAAUAAAAAUGAUAACUAGGUCAAA